CGACCCGCGCACGCCGGCGGUGGGGCACGGUACCGGCGACUCGGCGCAGACCCCGGUCAGGCAAGUAGCGCGGCGCGGGAGGAAAUUACCACCCGGCGCACGUAAACCUCGCCGCACCAGACGCUGGGGCCAGGGGCAUUUCCGGGAACCUUUUGCUGCGGGCCGGCCGGGAUGGAAAAGCCGCGGGGCUUUAUUUAACCGGGCGGGUUGGUGAGUCGGCCAGUACCCGCACACUGCCAGCCAGCGCUCUCCCACUGCUAGAGCGAGCACCGAGCAGUAGCAGCGGCGAGGGGUGAGGAAGUGAGCUGCAGCCCGCUAGCUUUCUCCGGCCGGCGCCUCGUUUCCUUGCCGCUGCGCGCCUCGGCAACAGCUAGCGCCAUGGGUGGUGGCGCGGCGAGGAGGGUGGCCGUGGCGGCGCUGGCGCUGGGGGUGUUGGCCGGCGUGGCGUCGGCGGCCGUGUACGAGGUGGGCGACAAGGCCGGGUGGACCAUCAUGGGCAACCCCGACUACCGUCUCUGGGCCAACUCCAAGAAGUUCCAUGUCAACGACGUCGUCGUGUUCACGUACAACAAGCAGUUCCACAACGUGCUGGCGGUGAGCAAGGCGGACUACAAGAACUGCAACGCCAGCAAGCCGAUCGCCACCUGGUCCACGGGCAACGACUCCGUCGUCCUCAAUACCACGGGCUCACACUACUUCCUCUGCGGCUUCCCGGGCCACUGCGCCGCCGGCCAGAAGGUGGACAUCCACAUCGCCGCCUCCUCUGCUGCCCCUUCCGCGGCGCCCGCCCCCGAGCCCUCCGCCGCCGCCGGCUCCAAGCCCUCCGGCGGCGCCACGGCCGGGCCGGCGCCGCACCCCAACGCCGCGCCCAAGGCCCUCCCCGCCGGCCGCUCCGUCGCCGCCACCGUCGCCGCGUCACUGCUCUCCCUGGCCGCGGCCGUGCUCGCGUGACCAGGGGCUUUCGUAGUGUCGGUUAGGAGGAGAUCAGCGCCAUUGUGGAUUGAAUUGUGAACUAUGCUGUGUCUCUUGUCGUAUGAGCAGGGGAGCACCUGGACCUGCGUUCGUUUUACUGUUUUGCCCUUGUGGUUCUGUGGAUCCCGGUCUGCCUUGGGGAUUUCUGCCGGUUGUCAAUUAAUUUCCUCAUGUUUUGAGCUCUUCGUCCAUCUCAGUGCAGUGGUAUCGAUUGAGCGCUGUCUGUUCUGCUGCAGUGGCCUUUUCUGUCAGCGUGUCCUCCUUUUCAAGGAGUCGUUUGCCUCCGCGGUAAUAAGA
Messenger RNA from Panicum hallii, 1269 nucleotides. RefSeq names its product mavicyanin. Gene Ontology annotation, cellular component: plasma membrane. Gene Ontology annotation, molecular function: electron transfer activity. The record is from RefSeq and is a predicted model, not a curated record. The transcript is spliced from 2 exons. Bases 379 to 951 code for a protein of 190 amino acids. NCBI's taxonomy places the organism in Eukaryota, Viridiplantae, Streptophyta, Magnoliopsida, Poales, Poaceae.